CCCGCCCCGCGGUCCGCCGCUCCCCCGCGCCCCGUUUCCCCCUCGGAGUUGGGUUCCAGAGGGCGGUCGGGGGCGGGGCGGGGGGCGGGGCGCCGCCGGCGGGGCGCGCCAAUGGCGGGCGGCGGCGGCGGCGGUCGCCAGGGGCGCCCGCGUCCGUCAGGGCGCGGGGAGCCAAUGGUGUGCGGCGGCGGGGCGGGGCGGCCGCGCGUGCCUUCGCAGUGGGCCCCGCCGCGCGGGCCGGGGGGGCGCGGGCGCCGCGCGGCGCCCGAGGCGAAAAAGUAGCUGUCAAAUGCGCGGCGCCUUUAACCGGCGCGAUCAGUGCGGCUCGGCGAGUCAUGGCGACCGCAGCCUCCAACCACUACAGCCUGCUCGCCUCCGGCUCCCCCAUGGUGCACGCCGAGCCGCCCGGCGGCAUGCAGCCCGGCGGCGGCUACCGCGACGCCGGCGCCCUGGUGCAGGCGGACUACGCGCUGCAGAGCAACGGGCACCCGCUGAGCCACGCUCACCAGUGGAUCGCGGCGCUGUCCCACGGCGGCCCCGGCGGCGGCGGCGGCGGCGGCGGCGGCGGCGGGGGCGGCGGCGGCGGCGGCGGCGGCGGCGCCCCUGGUCGGCUGGGCGCGCUGGGCCAGCCCGACAUCAAGCCGGCGGUGGUGCAGGCGGGCGGGCGCGGCGACGAGCUCCGCCGCCGCCGCCGCCGCCGCCGCAGCAACCGCCGCCGGUGGCGGGCGCCGCACCUGGUGCACCACGGCGGCGGCGGCGGGCACCACGCGGCGGCGGCGGCGGCGGCGGCGGCGGCGGCGGCGUGGCGGGCGGGCGGCGCGGCGCACCUGCCGCCCGGCAUGGCCGCGGCCAACGGCGCGCAGGCGGGGCUGCUCUACUCCCAGCCGCACGGCUUCACCGUCAACGGCAUGCUGGGCGCCGCGCAGCCGGCGCUGCACCACCACGGCCUGCGCGACGCCCACGAGGAGCCGCCGCCGGGGCCGCCCGGGCCGCCGCCGCACCACGGCCCCGAGCACCCGCCGCCGCCCCACGGCCCCCACCCCGGGGCGGCCGGGCCGCCGCCCGCCGCCGCCGCCGGGGCCGCCGGGCCGCCCGGGCCGCCGCCGCACCACGACCCGCACUCGGACGAGGACACGCCGACCUCGGACGACCUGGAGCAGUUCGCCAAGCAGUUCAAGCAGCGGCGCAUCAAACUGGGAUUUACCCAAGCGGACGUGGGGCUGGCGCUGGGCACCCUCUACGGCAACGUCUUCUCGCAGACCACCAUCUGCCGCUUCGAGGCCCUGCAGCUCAGCUUCAAGAACAUGUGCAAGCUGAAGCCUUUGUUGAACAAGUGGUUGGAGGAGGCGGACUCCUCCUCGGGCAGCCCCACCAGCAUAGACAAGAUCGCGGCGCAGGGCCGCAAGCGGAAAAAGCGCACCUCCAUCGAGGUGAGCGUCAAGGGCGCGCUGGAGAGCCACUUCCUCAAGUGCCCCAAGCCCUCCGCCCAGGAGAUCACCUCGCUCGCGGACAGCCUACAGCUGGAGAAGGAGGUGGUGAGAGUGUGGUUUUGUAACAGGAGACAGAAAGAGAAGCGCAUGACUCCCCCGGGAGGGACGCUGCCGGGCGCCGAGGACGUGUACGGGGCCAGCAGGGACACGCCGCCGCACCACGGGGUGCAGACCCCCGUGCAGUGAACUCGCGGCGGGGGCGCCCGGCCCCUCCUCCUCCUCCUCCUCCUCCUCCUCCUCCUCCUCCUCCUCCUCUCCUUCCCCCAACUUUUGAUUGUCCUCCUUUUUUUCUUUUUUGUUUUUCUUUUUUUUAUUAU
Aquila chrysaetos chrysaetos is the source of this 1807-nucleotide messenger RNA. It is a transcript of the gene POU3F2, whose product is annotated as POU class 3 homeobox 2. Gene Ontology annotation, biological process: regulation of transcription by RNA polymerase II; brain development. The record is from RefSeq and is a predicted model, not a curated record. Gene Ontology annotation, molecular function: RNA polymerase II cis-regulatory region sequence-specific DNA binding; DNA-binding transcription factor activity, RNA polymerase II-specific. Lineage: Eukaryota; Metazoa; Chordata; Aves; Accipitriformes; Accipitridae. Gene Ontology annotation, cellular component: nucleus.